CGUGUGGCGUGAACGCCAUAGAGUACGUACAAUAACUUGUUGCUUUUUUUUUACCUGUUGCAAUCAUAAGUUAUAACGGAAAUCUAGAGUAAUAGAUUACAAACCCGUCGGAUACGAUGAAAAUGUUUGGGUUAAAGAGAAUCGUAGACGAGAAGGUCGACAAAACCGUCAAUAUGGCUUCAGACGUUAUGAACUGUUUACUGGACUCGACGUACAAGGGUGGAUUAUUCUCAAUGAUUAUCGUUACCAUAGUAUGGGUGUCCAUAUUUCUGUACAUAGCAUUCUAUUAUGCGUACAUGCCUUCUCUCAUGUUCAGCCGCCCGAUUCACAUGCAAUUCAAAUCAUGUUACAGCAAUAAAGGUUUAUGUGAUUAUCCAUCAGCACAUGUUCAGUUAACUAAAAACCACCAGUUGCUAAUGAUUGGUCAAAAAUAUAAAAUUACUGUUUAUGUUGAGCUACCAGAAUCCCCAGUGAAUGAAGAAAUCGGAAUGUUUAUGCUCUGUGUUCGUUUGAGUGACAAAUUCGGCUAUCUUGUAUCAUCUUCUUGUCGGUCCAGUAGAUUAAGGUACAAGAGCCAACUGUAUCGUGCUGUUCAUACAUUGUUCAUGGUACCAUUUUACUUGACAGGAUUAUCCGCAGAAAAACAAUUAAUCCAGUUAGAAAUGUAUACAGAUUUUGAAGAAGAUCAAUUACAUCCAGUUACAGACAUUUACUUUGAGAUGUUAAAUCAUGAUAUUCAAAUUUAUUCUGCCAAGAUAAAUAUCAUUGCUAACUUGGGCGGCUUACGAUACCUUAUGUUUCAUUGGCCGAUAUUAUCUGCUUGUCUAGGAAUUGGAUCAAAUCUUCUUUUUGUAUUUUUUGUGUUCUCAAUGUCAUGGAGACAUAUAUAUGGAUCUGAAGUUUAUAGAAGUGAACCAAAUGAUCUUUUGAACCGAACGGGCAUCGAGCAAUUGGAUGAAUUUGAUUCUGAGGAUGAAUCCGAAAUAUCAGAUGAUUUAUGCAAAAAAGGAUUUCUCCCUUAUAGUUUUUCAUCAUCCAGCCUAAUGAUUCCUGAGCAAUAAUUAAUAUUCUUAUUUUUAACUAGUAAUAUUUUGAUUUAUCAUAACUAGAUAAUGGUGUAAUUUAUAACUGCUAGGUUAGAGAAACUCUUUUAUUGUAGGUACCUAUAAUAUUAUUGUAAUCUUUGUUUUAGAUUUAAAGCUGAUGGGUACUAGAAAAAUAUAGAGUAUAAACUAUUCAAUUGUUUCUGUGGUGCUUUUAUUUAGUGUUUUUUAUUUUACUUAAAAUUAAUGUGUUUAAUACUUAUUAUUAUUCCUUAAUUAAUUUUGUUUAAUUGGUUGUUUGUUAAGGGAAUUAUAUUUUUUUUAGUUUUAUAUCCCAUUAUAGUUACCAAAUUCUAUUGUUAUAAUACCUGUAUAAUUUUAAAAUUUGAAGCAUUUACUAUUUGUAUUUUAGUAUGUACUAUAAGCACAGGAAAUGGAAGCAUUAACAUUUUGCUGUGCUUAUUGGAAUAAUGUGAAAAAAAUUUUGUAUGCAGUUUUUAAAAAAAUGUAUAAAGAAUAAAAAAUUGAAGUAAUAUAUUCAAAU
Myzus persicae (green peach aphid) is the source of this 1587-nucleotide messenger RNA. RefSeq names its product seipin (gene Seipin). The record is from RefSeq and is a predicted model, not a curated record. NCBI's taxonomy places the organism in Eukaryota, Metazoa, Arthropoda, Insecta, Hemiptera, Aphididae. The transcript has 5 exons. Gene Ontology annotation, cellular component: endoplasmic reticulum membrane. Bases 117 to 1061 code for a protein of 314 amino acids. Gene Ontology annotation, biological process: lipid storage; lipid droplet organization.